AUGGCCGAGCCUAGUAUACCAUUCGACGGUCCCCGCAGUAGAGCGCCUACGUUUCCACGGCAGCCAGAAGAGCUGCAUAUGCCUUCAGCAACCGCCUCCUCGAAGCCGCAGAACGAGCAGCAGCAGCAGCAGCAGCACGGCUCGAUUCCGUCGCUGUUGAGCAUCCAGCAGCAGCCGAGUUCGCAGCAGCAGCACCACCACCAGAAUAAUGCUCUACCGGGAGCCCUACAGCCUGGUCCUUCAAGCCGCCAGGGACAGCCAUCUACGACCCAUCACAACAGCAGCAACAACAUACACAACCCGUCUUCCUCCUCCGGAGUGCCUUCGCAGCUAGCAGUGCCCAUGACGCCGUCGAAACAGUCGUCUCUGAGCCAGCUGCAGUCGUAUCCCUCCAGCCCAGGAGUAGACCAGCAGCGAUAUCAGCAGCAGCACCAGCAGCAGCAGUCCAGCAUGAUGUCCCCCUCCGGACAGUCAUCGUCGACGCCGUACUCCCCGCUAGGACUGGCAGACAUACGCCCGCACAUGGAUCUGGGCCGGAUAGACGACUCGGCUGCCUCGUCUACCAUCCAUAAUGGGGACAUGCACACACCCAAGAACAGCAGCUAUCUUGCUCCAUGGGGUUUGUACGCGCUCGACUGGUGCAAGUGGCCGGCGGCGCCAAACACCAAUUCGGCUGGAAAGAUUGCUCUCGGGAGCUACCUAGAAGACACCCACAACUACAUACAAAUACUUCAUGCUCAGACUGCUGAGCGGGACUAUAAUGAUCCCGAUAACGACCCAGGGCUGGAGUUCGUGAAAACCGCAGAGGCAACACACUCCUACCCGGUUACUCGAAUCCUCUGGGAGCCGCCAUCGUCACAGAAGCAGUCGACGGACCUGCUGGCCACCUCGGGCGACCAUCUCCGGCUCUGGUCGUUGCCCUCGAACCCGAACCAGCCGCAGUACUACGGCAGCAACUCGAUCAACCGGAUGAGUGCGAGUAACAAGAGCCCCCCGCCGCUGCAGAAGCUCUCUCCGCUCGCUCUUCUCUCCAACUCCAAGACACCCGAACACACCGCGCCUAUUACAUCGCUAGACUGGAACGCUGUCUCCCCCAGUUUGAUCAUUACCUCGAGUAUAGACACCACCUGCACGAUAUGGGACAUACCCACUCUCACGGCAAAGACGCAGCUCAUCGCCCACGACAAGGAGGUAUACGACGUUCGAUUCUGCGCUAAUAGCGUGGACGUCUUUGUUAGCUGUGGCGCAGACGGCAGCGUGAGAAUGUUUGAUCUCAGAAGCUUGGAACAUAGCACCAUCAUCUAUGAACCAUCAGAGAAACACGAUAAGGGGAGCCCGGGAGAUCUCUCGCCAGGCCAGUCUUCUGUAUGGCCACCACCACUCCAACGUAUUGCAGCAUCACCGCAUGACGCCCACUUGCUGGCAACAUUUGCCCAAGACUCAAACAUCAUCCGGGUGCUGGACGUCCGCCAGCCCGGCCAAGCACUCCUCGAGCUCAAGGGCCACGCUGCACCGGUAAACUGUCUAGAAUGGUCCCCGUCCCGUCGAGGCACAAUAGCCACGGGGGCGGACGACUCGCUGGUCCUGAUCUGGGAUCUCAUCAACCAGAACAAUGCUGCCGCCCUGCCACUGCCCCCUCAGCAGCCACAGACCCUUCACUCCGGCGGUAACGGCAGCAACAGCAAUUCUACCUCCACUUCAACGACUGGCAACGGCCCAUCGACCCUCGAACGGGGCCCUGCAGCCGCCUGGCGAUGUGACUAUGAAGUGUCGAACAUUAGCUGGGCCCCUCACAUCCCUGCCACCGGCCCAGGCAGAGACUGGGUUGGAGUCUGCGGCGGAAGAGGGCUUUGGGGGGUUUCCAUCUAA
Messenger RNA from Nannizzia gypsea CBS 118893, 1869 nucleotides. Its product is annotated as WD repeat-containing protein. Gene Ontology annotation, cellular component: nucleus. The transcript has 4 exons. The record is from RefSeq and is a predicted model, not a curated record. NCBI's taxonomy places the organism in Eukaryota, Fungi, Ascomycota, Eurotiomycetes, Onygenales, Arthrodermataceae. Bases 1 to 1869 code for a protein of 622 amino acids. Gene Ontology annotation, molecular function: protein binding.